UGAGGUUGAAGGAGUACAAGAACUAUGAGAGCCUCUCCAGAUCACAUGAGUUGUUGGAUUCGGAGUGCAAACAAGUGGACAGAGGAAGCACAUUCUAUGAUUUCCGCUUCAACACAAGACUUGUCAAGUCAACAAUAGUUCACUUUCAGGUAUAUAUUCUUUCCAAUUAAAUUGGUUCCCAGCAUUUGUAAUAGAAUCAUGGUAACGGCAAGUGGCCCUGCGGGCUGUUCUGUCCACUCAUACGUUUUCAAAUUUACGAUUGACCGAUUGUUACUCGUAUGCCAGCAGAAUGCUUAACAGUUUAUUAAAAAUCUGUGCAUCUGCAUCAAACUUCGAGAGGAAUGUGUUAUUAUCAUUCAAGUCCUGCUGCUCACAAGUUGUUGUUUUACCCUUAUUUUUUCAUAAUGCAUUGCAUUUUGGUGUACCAAGUAUUACACUGCAACUGCAACAAAGUGUGUGUGUGUGUGUGUGUGUGUGUGUGUGUGGUGGUGGUGGUGGUUCGGGGACAGAGUAAGGAGGAUAAACACGAGGAUACAGAAACAAUGACCGAAUUCCUGGAAUGUUCAUGCUAAAAGUUGGUGCAUUCAUACCCUUACUCUGUUUUGUAGAUACUACAAGAUUUUUAAAGCUUUGACUGGUUUCCAAUUCAGUAGGUGAAGUUUCUAAUUUUUAAUUAUGCUUUUCCUUCAGUGUAACUGUAAUAUCAUAUCGAUGACUGCAGGUUGUCUGAUAAGUUUAGUUAGAUAUGCUAGCUGGAGCUGUAGUAUAUUUCUACAAUUAACACUCCUGUGAUAUAGGACAGCAUGGCAACACUAUCCUUCCACCAGGUUCCAUAAGCAGAUGGAUGAGCAUCCACAACGGUCGGCGCUGUUAUUACGUCUAUGGAGUAUGGUAUGCUGAGGGACCUCAUUUGGGCCACAUCCAAGCAUGAUGUCUACACGACACAGAAUUAUUCAGUUAUGCACUGGUCUUCUCUUCUUCAAAGAGGGAAAGAAGUGCUCAAUGUGGCAAAUCGAGUACUUCCAAAGAAGAUGGUUCGUGGGGCUCAGCCACUGUUCAGAAUGCAGAUGAGCACAAUGGCCAUAAAAGAUAAUCUUUUGGUAGCUGGUGGUUUCCGUGGCGAACUGAUUUGCAAGUAUGUUGAUCAACCUGGAGUGGCUUUCUGUACAAAUCUUGCUGAGGAUAAGGAUAGCAUCACAAAUGCUGUAGAUGUGUACGAGUCUCCAAAUGGCUCUACACGAGUGAUGGCCACCAACAAUGACUGUGCUGUCAGAGUUUUUGAUACCGAAAGGUUCAAGCUACUUAGCCACUUGAAAUUCCCAUGGUCGGUCAAUGAUACUUCUGCGAGUCCUGAUGGCAAACUAGUUGCUGUUCUUGGCGAUAGCUCUGAGUGUUUGGUAGCUGAUGCUCAGUCUGGCAAGGAAAUCGCAAGCCUCAAUGGGCACCUAGACUACUCGUUCUCAUCCGCCUGGCACCCUGACGGCCGCGUCCUUGCCACCGGGAACCAGGACACCACCUGCAGACUGUGGGACGUGCGCAACCUCUCGCGGUCUUUCACGGUGCUCAAGGGGAGAAUCGGCGCGGUGAGGGGCCUCAAGUUCUCGUCGGACGGCCGGUUCCUGGCGAUGUCGGAGGCGGCGGACUUCGUCCACGUGUACGACUCGCAGGCUGAUUACUCGAAAGAGCAGGAGAUCGACAUCUUUGGAGAGAUCGCAGGCAUGUCAUUCAGCCCGGACGCGGAGGCCCUGUUUGUCGGGGUCGCUGACCGGACGUAUGGCAGCCUGAUCGAGUUCACCAGGAGGCAUCGGUACGACUACUUCGACUCCUAUCUAUGAAGCUGCAAGAAGCGUCUGUGGUGUCAGUGUGUACAUAUAGUGGCGUGUCGCGUGUUUGUACAUGAACAUACGGGGAUUUGCAACUGGGAGCUGGCACCGCGAAAUGUGCCUGAGCUAGAUGGUCUGUAUGCUCGCUAAGUUUGCCAAAGGCAGAUUAUAUAAAUUAUGAUCGCUAUUUUGGACGCCUAAUGGUGAACGCUAAUACGCUAUGCAAUAUGUUUUCCCGUCUCGCUA
This is a messenger RNA of Sorghum bicolor (sorghum), 2069 nucleotides long. RefSeq lists its product as uncharacterized. The record is from RefSeq and is a predicted model, not a curated record. The coding region runs from base 882 to 1835 and encodes 317 amino acids. Gene Ontology annotation, molecular function: protein binding. The transcript is spliced from 8 exons. NCBI's taxonomy places the organism in Eukaryota, Viridiplantae, Streptophyta, Magnoliopsida, Poales, Poaceae.